GGUGACACGUGUGCUUCAAUCAACAGCCUUCUUGACACCAACAUAACAGAUCUAAACCGUAACAUUAACUGCUCACAACCUCUCGUCCCUGGAAAGCGAAUAUGUGUGCGGCACAACCCUGACGUGCCCACACCCCCAGUGGCAGCCUGCAUGGUUCAUCACUUUUUCGAUCCGGAGACGCACACAUGCCAGCAGCUCUCCAGGCUCGGCUACGGGUUCAGCCUCAUGAGCUACUCAAAGCUUUUCCUCGCCAACCCCGCUCUCUACUGCGACCAACUGCUGCCUGGUGCAGCUGGGUGGGACGACUCGGUUCUCGACUCG
This is a messenger RNA of Closterium sp. NIES-65, 321 nucleotides long. The record is from the annotation of a GenBank genome assembly. NCBI's taxonomy places the organism in Eukaryota, Viridiplantae, Streptophyta, Zygnematophyceae, Desmidiales, Closteriaceae.